Seminavis robusta is the source of this 1063-nucleotide messenger RNA. The record is from the annotation of a GenBank genome assembly. NCBI's taxonomy places the organism in Eukaryota, Bacillariophyta, Bacillariophyceae, Naviculales, Naviculaceae.
CUUAAAGCUGAGGUUUUAUUCACGAUUUUGGUGGGAUUCGAGAGUGCAUCAUACGAACAAGGACAAGAGCUGCUACCUGGUAGCUAGCUAGCUGCUAGCUAGCUAGUACUUCCCUCUUGUGGUUCGUAGCCGAAGAAGAGACAAUGGACAACGACGGCGAGUGGCUCUUGUUGGAGCGAGUGUUGGAAUGGAUGAUAAUUGUUUCGGUUGGGUCUAUCGUUGUUUCUGCUUGGCUCUUAAUUCCUCCCAUUCUGCGGCCCACUGUCAUUGCCUACCCAUGGAGAAUGCCAGAAUCGCACUCGUAUCGUGAGCGAGACAAGACCCGGACUGUAGUGCUAGCUGGUUCCUUUAACCCUCCUCAUUAUGGGCACCUGGCCAUGUUGGAAUAUCUUUCCAAGAGGUACAAGCAAGUGAUUGUUGUAAUCGGGAUAAAUCCCAACAAGACCUACGCAGUCACACCUGCUCAGAGAGUGGAACUACUGCGCAAAAUGCUACAGGUGAAGAAGAUCGAUAAGAAUAUUCGCGUAGAAGUCUAUGCUGGCUAUAUCUGGAGAUAUGCGAGGCAGCAAGGGGCAACAAUAUUCUUUCGGGGAAUUCGUAGUUGGGAAAGGGAUGGAAAAGAAGAACGGAGCCUGCAAAUACUAAACACUUGGGGCCCACUCGUUUGUGGACCGUUUGUUUGGCCAUUGCCGACGAUUUUCCUUGAAGGAAAGCCAGAAUACAACCAUAUAUCUUCCACUUUAAUUCGAGAUCUUACAAAGGAUAUCGCAGGAAAAGAGUCCGAGCACGUGGAACAGUCCUUACAGGAUCUGGUUCCACCCGAAGUGGCCAAGGAAUUGUCGGAACUGUACUCCAAAGAAGCAAAGAAGGCAAGCUAACUGCAUCGGAGGCUGUGUACACCAACUGGAGACUGGUUCAUUUGACCAGUAUGUAACGUUCUUCGUCCCUAAUGCAAGGUUCUGACUCCAAAAGUCCAUUGUGCCAAAUUUGUAAAAGAGAAACUAACACAAGUCGUAAAAAUUCCAGUACAAGAUGUAUUCCCUAUAGUUACAAGUUAUAGACU